AGGCUGUUUAUUUCCCUCUAUAGAUGCUACCUGACCUGCUGAGUUCCUCUAACACUUCGUGUGUGUUGUCUAACUAUUUCCAGUUGUUUCGCAAGAUCACCGCUGCAACUACGGUCUCGUCCAAUGAAAUUAUCAAAGCAAAACUCCGUCGUCUUAUUCACGUUUCCUCACGGGAAACAUUACAUUAGCGCAGCCACCAUCUUGCGACAUACUAAAUUUUCAGGGGCGUUUGCUUUACAAGAGUCUUCCAAAAGACUAAUAAGUACGAGGAGAUCGGAUUUUGUAAGCAACCGAGGAUCGGUCCCAUCAAUGACAAACUCACUCGCGAAGGCAGCUCAGCCCAAGUGGGGGGUUCAUGGGCCCGCUAUUUCGCUGCCCCCAGAUGCCAGGUCGGGAAGGUGCGGUUUCACCGCGUAACCUCCACCCUAAGCAAUUUCCGCUCUAUCAGGAAGUGGGUGCCGCAGAGGCGAGGCGAGGGUUGACGUUGGUUGGAGCGUGCUGGGGCGGCCUCGGGGGCAACGGCAAGCCGCCCGGUUUCCGCUUCAGCCAAGAUGGAGAAUAUUUCUUUCAGGGCAGGAGAACUCACCAAUCUUCUGUAUUCGGACAAGAGGAUCUUCCGCUAGUAAGCAUAAGUGAAAGCCGGGGAACAAAUUGCCUCUAUUGACCUUUACAUUUUGGUUGUGUGUAAUAGGGUUAUGCUCAAUAACAUAUGGCUCGAUGUCCUAUUGUACUUCAUAGCCAUCAAUGGACUCUUGGUACAUUGCCAGUAUUAAACUGAAUUGCAACUGCCAAGUUAAUGCAGUAAAGUCUUCAAAACAGCAAGGGUUUUUUAGGUGGUUUGGAGACUUAAAGAGGAAUAAGAACCGAAAUCCAAGUCCCAACGUCACUCCUCAGCCAAGCGACAGAGCAAAAAGUUCGUGUAAGAACUCAAGGUCCAACUGCAGCAGCUCACAGCCCAUUGCUGAUCCCACCGCAUCCCAGAGGUUUGACAGUAAAGCUCGUUGGAGUAAACAGUACGAUGUGUGUAUUUGCCAUGCUGAGGAUGAUGUAGCCUAUGUGCAAGACUUGGUGUCUUUUCUGGAACUGCAUCCGCAAGGUCUGCGCUGCUUCCUGCAGCUCAGGGACUUGGCCCUAGGGGGUGCCAUCUGUACUGAGCUCUGCCAGGCUGUCAGGGAAAGCCAUUGCUGGGUCCUCAUCAUUACACCAAGCUUUCUCAAGGACCCCUGGUGUUGGUACCAGAUGCAGCAGGCAUUGUCUGAAUCUCCCAAUGCCAAUGGGCGGGUCAUUCCAGUCCGGAAGCACCUGGAGCGGAAGGAUUAUCCGCAGGAGCUGCGCUUCAUGUUUGGUAUUGAUGUCAGACUGGGCAAAGAGAACGGAUUCCAGAAGAUCAGGCAUGCUAUAUUAUGUUAUCUUGAGGAGCUCUGCAGGAAGGAUAGAGAGGAGCAGCGACGAAGGGAUGUUGAGAGCUGUGUGGACACUGUCAGCAGCACAACAGACUCGAGCAGGACUUGCUGAACAUGUGAAGACAAAUGCGCACAAUUCCACCAUCACUGAGUUGGGACACUGGAGACAGAGGAUUUAAUCCUAAUAUUUAAAAUCAAGAGCAUACGCGUGUCGGUUUCUGUCGUGGUGUACAUAACUGUCGGUGUGGAUUUGUCUAUUUCCCAGAGAUUGACCCUGGGAUUCGGGGUCCCAUCAUCGGCUAACCCAGGUGUUGGUACUGAGGAUUGAAGCCUGAAGGUCAAUCAGACGACAAAGCCCGAUGGCUGAAGCCUGGAUACUGCAGACUGGAAGCCUGCCCUGGAGCUUGCUUUGUUGCCUGUUGUGUUCUGUGUGGUUCUGCUGAGCAUUGCGAGCGUGCUCUGUUGGUGCCCGAGUGUAUGCCAACACUUGCAGGCUGCCCCCAGCACAUCCUUGGGUGUGUCGUUUAUUAAUGCAAAUGGCGCAUUUCACUCUAUGUUUCAAUGUACAUGUGAUAAAUAAAUCUGAAUCCAAGUCUUUGUAAGCGUGUGUGUGUGUACGGUAUUCGUAUCUGUCUCUGUGUGUAUGUGCAUCUGGCUAUUUGUGUCUUUCUGUGCCUGAUUCUGUUUUUACAGUCCAGGUUCAGUACUGUGCAAAAAGUCUUUAGGUAGAUAUAGCUAGGGUGCCUAAGGCUUUUUCACAGUAUUGUAUUUGUUAACGUGCAGCGGAGAAUGAGUCUGUAAAUCUGGAAAGAGCCAAGGAUAUUGGGAAUGAUGAGGGUGGAGGGGUGUGGGAAAGGUGGCAGAGAAGGAGUGCCAGGGAUGCGACUGGGUGCCUGCGCACAGACACAUCCAGCCCUGAGUCACCAGGCAAAGUUAUUUGAAUCCAAACAAUUGGUUUAUUGAUCAUUGCAGAAUGUCUCUCCGCUACUUCCCACUCCCUCCCUCUCCCUUCCCCUUUUUCCAACAAUGAUUCCCCUCUCCCUGUCCCCUUCCCACUCUCAGUCCACAACAGAGACCCAUAUCAAAAUCAGGUUUAUCAUCACUCGCGUAUGUCAUAAAAUCUGUUUUUUUUUGUGGCAGCAGUACAGUGCAAUACAUAAAAUUACUACAGUACUCCGCAAAAGUCUUAGGCACCCUAGCUGUAUAAUGUGCCUAAGACCUUUGCACAGGACCGUAUGUGGGUGCUUACUCUAAUAUCUUAUGUCUUUUGAGUGGUUCUCCCAGGAUUACAGAUAUUACUUGAGAACUGACACAAGUUGAUCUUGGCUCUGGAUUUCUUGUCUACGCUGGUGACGUAUAUGGUUGGGCCUUUCAAGCUAUGUUUUUUUAAAAUGGAGUUUUCCCUCACAUUUCCAAAGUUGUGAAAGGGCAUUGACAAGUAGGCAGUCACGUUGUGAUCAAAGAGAAAUUUUAUUUUUCUACCAUGUUCUUAUGAUUGGAGUUAUUGGUGCUACAAAGUAAAUGAUUGGCAAAUUCACCUGUCAGUCACACCCAGAAAUAGUUAAGAUUGAUUCCAUCCAUGCAAGUUGUCAUAACAACUUCCUUCUGUUUAUGGAGAAAUAAUAAUUACUUUCAUAUUCUGUAUUUUGGCCUUGAGAUCUGUUGUCAAUUAAAUGGAUCAGAUAAAACACAGCAGACUAUGACACCGCCUAAUAGAUGUACUUUACUUAUCAAACUCAAAGAUUCACUACAGAGUUCAAAAAGUUACUGAACUUCAUAGUUCCACAGCUCUUGUAGUUCCACAUCUUCUUAGUUUAUCUCCAUAAUUUCCAAGACAUACAGCCCAUAUGUAGAUAUUACAACAUUCAUCAAGAGCGGGUGAGUUCUUCUGAGUCCAAAACCUGGGCCUCUGCAACUGGAUCCUUGACCUCCCCAUUGGGAGACCAGUCUGUGUGAAUCAGAAGUAACAUCUCCUCCUAACUGACAAUCAAAACUGUCGCAUCUCAAGGACGUGCGCUUAGCCUGUGACUUUACUCUCUCUGCACCCACGACCGUGGCUAGGCACAGCUCAAACACCAUCUGUAAAUUCGCUGAUAACUUUUGUUGGCAGAAUUUCAGAUGAUGAAGAGGAGGCAUACAGGAGUGAGAUAGAUCAGCUGGUUGAGUGGUGUGGCUGCAACAUUCUUGUUCUCAAUGACAGCAAGACCAAGGAACUGGUCGUGGCCUUCAGGGAAGGGAAGUUGAGGAAACACAGAUGAAUCCUAUUGAAUUGAGUGGUCAGCAGUGGAAAGGCUGACCAGCUUCAAGACAACAUUUCUGAAGAUCUACUGUGGGUCCAACAUAUUGAUACAGUUAUGAAGAGGGCAUGCCAGUGGCUAUAUUUCUUUAGGAGUUUCAGGAGAUUUGUAAUGUCACCAAAGACUCUAGUAUUUCUGCAGAUGUACUGUAGAAAGCAUUCUAACAGGUUGCAUCUCUGGCAGGUAUAGAGGGGCCACUGUACAGGAUUGGAAAAAGCUGCAGAAGGUUGUAAACUUCAGCCAGCUCCAUCAUGGCCACUGGCCUCUCAAGCAUCGAGAGCAUCUUCAAAUGGUGAUGCCUCAGAAAGGCAGCAUCCAUCAUUAAGGACCCCCAUCACUCUGGACAUGUUCUUUUCUCAUUCGUAUCAUCUGAGAGGAGGUACAGGAAGAGACACUCUCAACACUUUAGGAACAGCUUCUUCCCCACCAGAUUUCUGAAUGGAUAAUGAAACCAUUAAAACUACCUCAGUAUUUUAGCUCUAUUUGUGCAUGACUUUAUCUCUCUACCUCUACAUUAGUAUUUUAUGUAUUGCACUGUACUGGUGAUGCAAAACAACAAAUGUCAUGACAUGUGAUUCUGAUUCUGACUCAGGGUUGUCUUCAGUGGUUGGUCUGCAGUGUCGCUGCUGCUGGCCAUCCCGUAUUUAUGCAUUUCUUUGCAUAAGGGCACCACAGUGGUGUAGCAGUUAGCACAAUGCUGUAUGGCGCUAUCUGUAAGACCUGGGCUCAGUUCCCACUGCUGCCUGUAAAGGGUCUGUAUAUUCUCCCUGUUUCCACAUGCGUUUCACUUUCCAAAGAUUUACGGUUCGUGAGCGGUGGGCAUGCUAUGUUGGCGGCAGAAGCAUGGUGACAUGCUCAGCCUAUCAGUUGUUGACGCAAAUGAUGCAUUUCACCGUAUGUUUCUUUGUACAUGUGAUAAAUAAAGCUGACUUUUAUCUUUAUCUACCUUUCAUAUAUUGCUUAGUUCUUAAUAGCCAAUAUGUAGCUGUAACUCUAGGCAUAAGUACACGUUUCUGUCACCCUUUGAUGCUGCUGCUGUUCAACCAUUAUUUCCUUAAUUAUCAGUGUGUCUGAUCUUUUGUGGUUCAUCAGACUCCCUCUCACAAGCUAUCAGUUCCCAAGCUAGCCUCAUCUGCUUGUUCUCUUCUCCAGGUCAGUGGGAUACUGAGAAACUGAUUCAGCAAAGUUUUUGUGUUGACCCAGGCCAGGUGUAUAACACCUGGCCUUCCCUCUGCAGCUUUUCUCCUCCCUCUUCAGCUACCAGUGUUGUCCCAGUGCCUGUUGGGACACUUGACAUCUCUCUGACUGCUGCAGUUCUGAUGGUCCUGGGGAACAAUUGGAUAGAAUAUCUGUUUACCGCCAGGCCGGCUCCAGAUAUAAUUCCGUGGUUUACACAAUAAUCCAAGACUCACUUCAAAUCCAAAUUGUCCCGACUCAGCAUUUAUAUUUCUUUAAUUGUAUUAUGGUUGGAGAUGUGGUACAGUGAAAUAUGCCAUUAAUUGCAGGUCUAUUUGCUCACUGCUGUUGAGAAUUGUAAUGAAAAUAUUUUGAAAUUCAUUCCUUUUUUCCUGAUUCAGCAGCAAGAGGUAUCCAGAAACAAAGGAGGUGUUGUACACAUUCAAGGUUAUGGCAAGCUACUUUAUUAAGAGCUAUAUAGAGAGCAAAAUACAGAAAGAAAAAGAAAAUAAGAUCAAGAAGGGAAAAGCUAAUAAUUAUCAACCAAUUACUGAACCAAUCUGUACAAUGUUGGAGGGAGUUGUCAAACUCCCUCAGAAGUUAGUCUAUUUCAGUAAGGUUAUUGCUCAUUAUUCUUCUAGAGAAUGAAGGAGCAGCCUAUUCAAUCUACAUGUGAUGAACCAACCAUCCCACAAACCUAGUCAGGUGAACCUUUGCCACAUUCCUCCUGUAGCAGGAAAUGCUUCCUUGGAUUAAAGACACAAACUGAUAUACAAUACUCCAGGUGUGGUGCCGUGAAAGCCCUAAAAAUUGUGGUAACACGUCUUUACUCUAUUUAAAUCCUUUUGCUUUUAAAAGCAAGCAUACUGUUUGCUUCCUUUAAUAGCCUGUUUCACUUGCAUGUUCACUUACAUUGAGGUGAAGCAUUUGAUGUCAUUGGAUAAUUUGACAUUGCAUCCACCCCACCCAGGAUUAUGAGAAUAUUUAAGUUUUUCUCAAAGGACUCAAUGUUGAAUUUUCCAACUAUCAGUAACACUCUCCUUCCUGUCUGCACUGGAACUGGCCAUUUCUGACUGGCAUCAUUUUGGCUCAGGUUUUCUGUCUCAGGUAGCUUCACCUACCAGGCAUGUCCCACGACAUCACCCUUGCCAACACAACACAAAGAAGCACAGUUGCCUUCUAAUUGGCACAUUAAAUCACCCCAGUUAUAUUCCCUGUGUUCCACACAUCCCUCCUCCACCUUUUCAGCUGCUGAGUGUUUCCAGCAGUUUCUGCUCAUUUCAGAUUUCCAGAAUCUGCAGGGUUUAAAAAAUUUCCUUUUGUUUUCUCCAUUUAAAUUACAAUUUGAUUUCCUUUUCCUCUAAAGUGGCUAGCCCUCAUUAUACACUAUGUGACAAGUUCCUGCCCCCUCAUUUAAUCUAUCUCUUUCCCUUGUCAGGCUGUUUGUGUCCACCUCAUAUUGUCAUAACCCACUUACUUUUAUGCCAUCACAAAUGUGACCGUAUACUCCGUAGACUGUAAAUAGUUGAGGUCUCAGCACUGAUCAUUGUAGUCCUGGUUACUGGCAAUUCAGAAAUUAGUUUCUUCCUGGAGAUACGAAAGACUGCAGAUGCAGGAUUAUGGACCAACAAUCUGCUGGAGGAACUCAGUGGG
Mobula hypostoma (lesser devil ray) is the source of this 6529-nucleotide messenger RNA. It is a transcript of the gene tirap, whose product is annotated as toll-interleukin 1 receptor (TIR) domain containing adaptor protein. The record is from RefSeq and is a predicted model, not a curated record. Gene Ontology annotation, molecular function: Toll-like receptor 2 binding; Toll-like receptor 4 binding. Gene Ontology annotation, biological process: positive regulation of canonical NF-kappaB signal transduction; canonical NF-kappaB signal transduction; positive regulation of tumor necrosis factor production. The coding region runs from base 745 to 1515 and encodes 256 amino acids. Lineage: Eukaryota; Metazoa; Chordata; Chondrichthyes; Myliobatiformes; Myliobatidae. The transcript has 5 exons. Gene Ontology annotation, cellular component: plasma membrane; cytoplasm.